ACAAUAGCAAAUAAGUUACUUAUCUUUUACAGCCUCCAAUGUCAGCGGGUCGCAUAAAUUUGAUAAAUCAGGCAUUUAAAAAGAUGGAUCGCACUGGCGAUGGUGUGAUAACUAUUGAAGAUUUGAAGGGUGUCUAUAAUGCACAAAAACAUCCUAAGUACUUAAAUGGAGAAAUGACUGAAGAUCAGGUUUUUCUAAUGUUUUUGAAAAGCUUUGAUUGUCCAAAUAAUCCAGAUGGAAAGGUAACAGAAGAAGAAUUCCUUAAUUACUAUGCAGGCGUUAGUUCCUCUAUUGAUACAGAUGCAUAUUUUGACUUAAUGAUGAGAAAUUCAUGGAAAAUUUAAAAUAAAUUUUACAUUCCGUAUAUCUCCAGUAUUUUCAUCCUCAGAAAAAAUUUUUUAUUGAAUUAAAGCUCUUACUGUUUACACAGCUGUCAAACUUAAGCAUUUAUGGUGAUAUAGUGAUGCCUAUAUAUAAAUUUUAUUAGAUAGCUUGUUGAUGACCUUGUGACAAUAAAAAUGUGCAUAAAUAUAAAAUAUAUAGCAAGUACUGAUAUUCUGAAGUAUCUUUCAAUGUUGAUGUCUAAAGAAAACUGUUCAAAUGCAAAUUUAGGCUUCCAUUGCAAUCAUUGAGCCAUCUCGAUUCACCUGCCAAAUUUUGUAGCAAAUUUAGAUAUUUAGAUUGAUAAAAUUGUUGAAAAUGAUUUGCUAUAAGAAAGAAAAAUAUUUUAAUAUACUAUUUGCUAGAAUUAUGUAACAAUUUAUAUAGAAUAAGCUUAUUACAAACUUCCAUCCAUUAUAAAUUGUCAAUUUUUACAUAAAAUAUUUUCAGGUGUAUUAAUUUGAUCCAGUAAUUAGGGCCAAAUUAAUAUUUAAAAAUAUUUGUGUGCUGUACUUAUUAUUAUUAUUUUUUUUUUGUAUACAGUUACAAACAGUAUUAUUGUUGAAAAAACUAAAAGAAAGGUACUUAUGGCAUUUUUUUUUAUUAAUGAAAAGUUUUUGCCUGUAAAACUUUACAGUGAUUUUAUGGUUUUGCAUAUAUGAUUGCAAUGUUACUGUUGUAUUUCUAUUUAAUGUUGUCAUUGUUGCUAAUAUCCCUAUAAGGCUUUUUAUAUAUAUAUAUAUAUAUAUUGAUGGUUCAAAACUUUCUUAUAUUGUUUAUUUUAUAUUUAUAUUUUAAAAUUGUAUACAAAAUAUUUUAAAUCAUUAUCC
Messenger RNA from Centruroides sculpturatus (bark scorpion), 1211 nucleotides. Its product is annotated as calcyphosin-like protein. The transcript is spliced from 2 exons. The coding region runs from base 39 to 344 and encodes 101 amino acids. NCBI's taxonomy places the organism in Eukaryota, Metazoa, Arthropoda, Arachnida, Scorpiones, Buthidae. The record is from RefSeq and is a predicted model, not a curated record. Gene Ontology annotation, molecular function: calcium ion binding.